Molecule: messenger RNA, 773 nt
Organism: Lactuca virosa
Lineage: Eukaryota; Viridiplantae; Streptophyta; Magnoliopsida; Asterales; Asteraceae
Source: the annotation of a GenBank genome assembly
CGGCUAGAUGUACAACUUCAGUUCCACACAAGGAACAUCGCCCAGCUUCUCUGAAAAUACACUCAGACCAAAAUGGCAGCGAGUGCCGUAUGGAGUACACCAUGGGGAGGUGAGGGUGGAACCGGUGUAAAUACGUGGGAAUUCAUAAUACCUGAUGGUGCAAGACUUAUCAAGAUAGACUUAAGCAGUGGAGAUGCUCUAGAUUUCAUCCGCUUCACUUACAAGGAUCAGUAUGGCACUCAUAUUUCUGAAAAAUUCGGUGGCGAUGGUGGCUCGUCUCAUUCGAUCACAUUCGCUGACAAUGAGUUCCUCAUCGGGAUUAGUGGACGUGUCGGAUCAUUUGAUGGCUCCACCGUGAUUACGUCAGUGACUUUCCAGACCAACGUCAGCACUUAUGGGCAAUACGGCACAAACCCAGGAACUGAUUUUUCGUUCGGGGUCACACGCGGGAAGAUUUCCGGAUUCUAUGGAAAAUACGGGAAUUACGUCGACUCUUUGGGUGUCAUUCUUCACCCGUAACAUGAUAUAUGGCAGCAUGGAUGUUGUGUUUGAUGGAAACAAAUGUUAAAUGGUCGGUCGUACGUCAUUUUGUCUUCUAAAUGUGGUAUUCGUAUGUAUUUUAUAUGUUUUUAAAUCGUAACUAGUAUCUUCGAUGAGGGACUAGUAAAAUAAGGUGGCAUACCAAGUUCAAGUAAAAUAAGCACCCUUGUUGUGCAUCUGUAUAUGUUUUUCAUGUACGCUUCUAAAUGGAUAUUUCAUGCUUUCUUCUUUGC